GCUGAAACGGAUUUAAUAAAGCGGAUCAAUAAUAACUGGAAUGGAAGUGACUACUUAGCUACGUCCUAUAUUGACGUCGGGGAAGUUCGAAGAGCGCGUUUACCACGCGUUAAAUCCUGUGAAAACAUAGCUUUACGACAUCCUGUCUGCAUGCAUGCAUGGAUUGAAUAUAACACGUGUUUUCAGUGUACCAUCUAUAUUUGAUAUAACACGGAUAUGCUAGCAUUCCAUAGCGAAAUGAGGGAGGGGAUAAAUGAUAUAAAUACCGAGCACAGAACAGCGAGUAGUUGUAAUCAUUGUAUAGCAGUCAGUGCGUGUAAGCAGCACCAAAAAGCAGUGGUAUAAGAAGGACGACCUGUGACAGUGGCAUUCGUACAUCUAUAUAUACUUUUGGUGAGUAAUACAAAUUGCAAUUAUUAGCAUUGUGCCUUCUUAGCUUUUGGGCAAUGUACAUAUAUUAGAUCAUUAAUUAUAUGCAAUCCUAAAUCACUACAAGAAAGUUUGUGAAAUGUACGUCUUCCUCAUUUCCUAUGAUAUUGGGUUGCAUGCAUGGAUACUUAUAUAAAAAACAGCUUACAUGCACUGAAUGCGCUACAUUUUUGGUUCGGCACGGAUGAGAUUUGUACAUGAGUACACGUAUUUUUAGCAGUGCUAGGACACCUAUAUUAUACACUCAGGCUGGCUUGGCCCAUGCAGGUUUUGAAGAUUAUUUUAUUUAUAUUUGAAAUAAUUCUAUACGCAUUCCUAAAUUUGUGUCUACGUUUCUAGGCAAUUUUUAAACGCUUCCUUUCAGUUCAAUAUGUCUAAAAAUCGGUCGAAACGUUCCAAACGCGCAGCCCUGCAUGAACGAUCCAAGCACGCCAACUACUGCAAACACUAUAUCCGUAUUCAUAAAACCAAGUAUGUUGAAGUAACACAAUUUUUUUUCAUUUUUAUAAGACAUGUGUAUAUGUUACAUGUACGAACCCAACAGAAAAUGUGUUUUUGCCUGUCCACUAAAACUGUACACAUUCAAGCUCCAAAUGGUGUGUUUCGAUCAAUCAAUCAAUAAAUUUAUUCAAGGUACAAUGAUAUUUACACACAAAGGCCUUGAAGGAGCAGCCAGAGGUUAUAACGAACUCCUUCUACAUACGUGAACGUAAUUUGAAAAUUUAGAGAUAGAAUAUCAAUGUACAAGAGUUAAAGUAAGUUCAUAUACCGCUUGAGUUGACUUUUGAAUUCGUUUAAAGUAGUUACUUCAACAACUCUGCCAGGCAAACUAUUCCAUGAACUGAUAAUUCUGACCAAAAAUGAGUACUUAUAUAACAAUUAAUUUUAGGUAGUUUAGUAUGUCUAUAUUCUAGGACAUGCAUCACUAAAUGUUAUGCCGUUGAGGCCAAAAACUGUUUUAUAACACUCUAUAUAUAAAAAAAAUUCUCUACGCUUUUCUAAAGUAUCCCAUUUUAAUACGUCACGCCUUGAGUAUCAAUGCGACAGUGCAGUGAGUGCAAUACUUUUAUACUUUGCUGACAGUAUGCCACGGGGAAAAUAUAUCACACCCCAUAGUUUCUGCGCACUUUGAGGAACAUUUGAAAUGGACAAACCUAGGAUCCGAGGAACAUUGGAUACUUUUUCCAAAUCUGAACACAAUUCAAAUAAGGUUACGUGACUGAGAGUGGCAGAGAUAAAGCUUGAUAGUGCCUUAUUAAAGUUUCAUAAUCGGAUUCAGUUUUGUUAAUCGUUUAUAGUCAUUCGAGAGACUCGAACAUGUGAUUCCGAUGAGUCUGUGACCAGUGGCGUAACGUUAUAUCAGGCAUUCAGGGGGCCCCCGGUUCAAAAUUUUCGAAGGCCCCCCUAGUAGAAGUGCCAAAGGCACGAGUCGAGCGCCGUAUAUGCACGAAUUAUCUAUAGGGGGUCCAGGGCAUGCUCAUCCGUGAAAAUUUUUAAAUUUAGACUCUCUGAAAUGCCAUUUCCUUUGACUUUGGGGAGAGAUUUUACAGAAUUCUGAUGGUCAUCAGAGGCCCUGACCAAUGUUUUUGCUCUAUCGCCUAAGCCUGGGGGCCCCCAUUUAGGUUGGAGGCCCCCGGGUUCUCCCGGUCUGAGCCCAUAGUAGUUACGCCACUGUCUGUGACUCAAGAGUGUUGCGUUUUCAGCUUCAGUUGGGGAAACAUGUUCUGCACUCCCAAAAAAUUUAAGACCUGUAUGCCUAUGAUCGAGAUACACCAUGAUUCGUGCACAGUUUAAGAUUAUUUUUACAUUGUAUCGGAUAGCUUGUAGAGCGACGCAAAACCCAUAUACCGGAUAGGGCCUGUGUUUACAUAUGAAAUGCAUGAUGGACUCGUAUCAAUUUGUUCAUCGACGCGUCGGUGCGGCGCGCUACUCUUCCAAGUGGUACGUGUUGUACCGGGUUGGUUUUGGCAAUGCUGUCAUUGUAACGUUAACAGCAUGCAGUGAUAGCAAUAGAAGAUACCUACAAACAAACAAACAAGCACUUGCUUUUCUAACCUUAUUUUUUGGUAUAAUCUCCAAUAUUUUUGUUUUUGGUGAAUAUACAGCUAAUUCAAUUAACGUUGUCCUUCCAAAACCUUAAACCUUAAAUUCUGAGCGCGCAAGGGAUGAUGAGUUAUUGCUUAUUUAGACUCAUAAACUUGGCUUUGUAAGAAUACCUAAGACAUAUAAAAGACUCUCAACAGAAAAUAUACUUGCUGCAAAGGCAAUGGAAGGACAACCUUAAUUGAAUCAGCUGUAUACAAGAAUUGACGAAGGAAAUAGGAGUGGGCAGCUGGCCCCGCUGCUCUGCCAGCCCUGAUUUCAUCAGUGGAAGAGCAAGUCAGCAAAAUGUUGCUACCCAUUUUGUUCCAAUAAUCGGACAAUUCUAAAUCGACUGCUAUAUAUUUCAGGUAUGUUUCCUAUUGUUCCUCGUUCCAAAGCCCCAGGGGUCGACUUAUGCGGCGAUGAUUAUUACGGUCACCACUACAUCAUUCGAUCAGAUGCUGGUGUUUACAUGAGAUCAGACAACUUGAACAAAGUAAGUAAUAUAGAGGUAUUUGAUAUUCACUACUCGUGCAAGGGGGGAGAUCACUACCUGGCUAACAAUGGCUACUUCUAUAUCAUCAAUGGUACCAAUUACCGCAGAGUGACUAACAUGACUACUGAUGCCGACUCUACAGUCUAUGCACUCCAUCCCAAUUGCCAAGGUGGAGAUCACUACUUGUCCAUGUGUGGCAAAUUUUACAUCAUCUACAAAGAUCGAGGUAUCUACAGGAGGACAACCAACAUGAAUAAAGACGAGAAUGCUGUGGAAUAUCAUCUCCAUCCCAGCUGCAGAGAUGGCCUUUACUACUGGGGCAAUAUGAAUAACAACUUGGAUAGAGUUGAUAAUUCCUUUGCUAUGGGUGUUGUAAAAUUUCUACCAGGUGGACUAGCGACCACAAACGGACCUGCUUUUGGAGAAUGGGAGCUUUUAAAGAGUUUUGAGAAUACAUCCCAUGUUACAGUUGAUUGGUCCAAGCAAGUCAGCCAUCAAAGGGGAGCAAAGAGGGAAAAGCUGUCAAGUAUCGAACACGACUGGAACUUCAAGGUGACCGCCAGUUACAGCAGUGGAAAACUUGCUGCAAACUUCGCCAAAUUCCAGAUAUCCUUGGAAGCAAGUUAUGGCGGAAAGUAUGUUAACACCACGAAGGAAAGCUGGGAUGACGUGACGACGGUGACAGAGAAAGUAAGUGUAUCUGUACCUCCUGACCAGCAAGUCUGUUUCUGGCAAUACAAAGUUGGCUUGGGAGACGAGGAUAUCCUUUUCUGUCCGAAAAUGAAGAUGACCCAUAGUAAAGAUCCCCCUACUGAAAUUCCUCUUAAGACUGUAUAAUUUCUGCAUAACCUAUAGUGGCUCUGUUCGCUCCAUGUGAGGUAAUCCAGGAGGUAUUUGGAUUCCGGAUCCCACUGCUUGGAUUCUGGAUCCUAUUCCUUGGAUUCCGGAUUCCACAUCUUGGAUUCCGGAUUCCGAAACUAUAGUGGAUUCCGGAUUCCAAUUUCAGGGCCGUAGCUAACGUGUAUAGUUGGGGGGAGGUGUAGGCCUAAAAUUUCCGAAUGACGAAAACAUUUUCCGAAUAUUGCAUGGCAUGCGAAGCCACGAAGGUGUUUGCUAUCCGGAAAAUGAAGACGCUAUUUACAAACAAAAAUACGCAUAUUUUACGCACAGACAUAUUAAAGUACAUGCCGUAGAAAGUUCUUUUUGAUUGGAGGGCAGAGAACGAGGGCCGAAGGCCCGAGGAAAUUUUUAAAUUUAGAGUCUCUGAAAUGCCAUUUCCUGGACUUUGGGGAAGUUUUGACAGAAUUCUGAUAGUCAGAAAAUAGUGUUUUAGUUUGUCGAAAUUUACAAUUUGCUUACAAUUUAGUAGUAGUAAAUGGGCGAAGGCGUAUUUAAUUAACUAUACAUAUUGGAGAAAUUGCAGGAAAGUAUGGGUAAUAGAUUCUUUGCAGUUUGUCAUGGAUAAUGUAACCGCUUAAAAUUAAUCAAUUGUCCGUAUUUUAAAGGUUAAAUGAUAAAGGUCUGCAUGAUUUUGAAAAAAAGAAUGAUUAUAAGCAAAUUAUUGGGAGGGCUGCACCACACAGCCCCCCCCCCCCCUGUUGCUACGGCCCUGAGAAGUAAUAAACCGAAAAAUAUUUACCGAUUUAAUUACUAUUUGUUAAAUGUUAUCCAUGUAAAUGCCAUGAUUUCGUAAAUCAGUUUAUACUGAUACUACAAUUAUAUUAGUUUCUCUGCUUAACAACUAAAAUUUCGUUAUACUAUUAUUGACCUAAUUUUCCGAAUGGCCAACCCGAUUUUCCGAAUAUGUUAAUUCUCAAAAAAGUUGGGGGGGGUGUUAACCAUUCCCCCCCCCCCAAAUACCCCUCGCUACGGCCCUGUCAAAUUUAUUAUUUUGUGUAUUGCAAAGCCAAUAUCAGUUCCCAGUGCAUCUGAGUUCACAGUACUAAAUAGCAUUUAUUUUCGAGGAAAUUGUUAAAAUGUUCACAAGUAACUCUAAUUAAUAAUAAAUUUUAUAUAGCAGACAUAACUUAUAGGUGUAAUGUUUCAAAACGGACAGGCGCACUAUAUUUUUGUAUCAAACACAGGCUCGAUUUGAUGUAAACGACCUUCAGCGUUUUAAUAUUUCAUGCGAAAUUAAAAAAAAAUGCAUUUUAUUCUAAUGUAAAUGUAUAGACGGGUCAAGUGUCUGGUUGGCUGGGCACCGAGUAUAUAUAAAUAAAAUAAAAUAAGAUUGACAAGGAAAUAAUACACACCUUUUCUCAUUUGAUUCCUUACUGUGUUUGGAAUGUUUCCCCAUGACCAAGUCCGAAAAAUCGCUUCGUAGUCGACUCAAAAGCUUAAGAUGCACCAAGAUGCACGAGCUUAAGAUGCACUUAAGAUGCACGAGCUUAAUCUACAGCCCUGGGCAAACUAGGAAACAUUGUUUUCUGCCAAUGUUCGCCAUGUUUCCCAAGGUGGACAAACACUAAGAAACAAUAUUUCCGCAACAAAAAUCGCACUUGGGAAACAUGAAAUAUUUCUGAAUUUGAUAGGAAAAUUUCUGCUUCUCGGGAAGCAAAUUGUGUUUCUAUAACGAUGUUUCCACGGGUGGCAAACACAGUAACACUUGACGAAACAUGGCGAAUCAAUGUUUCCGCAACAAUGUUUCGUAGUUUGCCCAAGGCGGCGUCGGACGUGACAUAAAAACCGUUGCUAAUGUUUGGAAUCCAGUUUUAUUAUAUGCAGCUUCACUUGCGUCUCUGACUUUGUUUACCAACUGGAGGCCAUAAUUUUUAUCCGUGUAGUGAAACUGUGGGAAUCCGAACGACUGCGUCGUAGAUUUGGUGCAUCGUAAGCUCGCUAUUGUAUAUAAACGGCACCAAGAUGCAAACGGUAUAUAAGAAUGUGCAUUAUACACCGGCUAGUAAUCGGAAGGCGAGCGGGCGCAAACAGUUUCUCAAACUUGAAAGAGCCUGGACAUAUUUCUUGGAGUUAAAUAAAAGAGGAGAUGGUUAACAAUGUUUUUUAUGUUUUUAUGGGUUUUUUUUCUAAAUUAAUAACUGACAUGAAUGGAUUCCAGAACGACCUGGGCUCUGGAUUCCGGAUUCCUCAGUUAUUUGGAUUCCGGAUUCCACUGUCUGGAUUCCGGAUUCCAAGACUCUGGAUUCCGGAUUCCUAAACCAACCAAAAGUCGGAUUCCGGAUUACCUCACAAGGGGCGACUCUGUAUGAAGAAACAGCCGUUUGAAAAGCACGACAUUAUCUGAACUGUGCGUACUGCAGCUUAAACCUUUUUAAUUUUUGUAGAUUGUGAUGAGCACUCAUCACGUAUGUUCAACAUAAAAAGUUCAACGUAAUUUACAAAUAUACGUAAAUUUUACGCGGACGGUGUGUUGUUGUCAAGGCA
Messenger RNA from Paramuricea clavata, 6391 nucleotides. The record is from the annotation of a GenBank genome assembly. NCBI's taxonomy places the organism in Eukaryota, Metazoa, Cnidaria, Anthozoa, Malacalcyonacea, Plexauridae.